Penicillium pulvis is the source of this 876-nucleotide messenger RNA. RefSeq lists its product as uncharacterized. The record is from RefSeq and is a predicted model, not a curated record. NCBI's taxonomy places the organism in Eukaryota, Fungi, Ascomycota, Eurotiomycetes, Eurotiales, Aspergillaceae. The coding region runs from base 1 to 876 and encodes 291 amino acids. The transcript is spliced from 2 exons.
AUGGCCAGAGUUCAUAUCACCGACGAUGACCUUGUAGGCAUCAAAGAUAAAGUCAUCCUGAUCACAGGUGGAUCCUCCGGAAUCGGCAGAGCAACGGCCCAACUAUGUCUAGACCUAGGCGCAAAAGUGGUAGUGGGAGACAUGAACCCCCCUAAGCCCGAAUUCACCAACAACGAAAACCUCAAGUUCCUCAACGUCAAUGUCACAGAAUGGGAGAGUCUACGCAACAUGUUCACCCAAGCAAUGGAAUGGUUCGGCCGCAUCGACCACGUCUUCGCCAAUGCAGGAAUCGCCCCAACACCCAAUUUCAUGGAGGUGAAGCUCAACGAAGACGGCCAAGUUGAGCCCCCGAAUCUUCGAGUUAUCAAUGUGAAUUUCCUUGCCGUGAUCAAUACUAUCCAUCUCGCACACGCAUACAUGACAAAACUUGCCCCCGAGAACGCUGGAGUCGGCAGUAUUGUGCUUGCGGCAUCUGCUUCAUCAUUCCAGACCUUCAGUACUGGAGAUUACACGAUCGCCAAGCACGGCGUCCUGGGUAUGGUCCGGGCCUUCGUUGAGCCAUUUGAAGGCAAAGUACGAAUCAAUGCUAUUGCACCUUCGUGGACGGAUACUGGAAUUAUGCCUGGUGCUUUGCUCCAGAAGAUCAAUGUCAGCUCUCAGACUCCGGAUGUUGUUGCCAGGAGUGUGGCUUUGCUCUUCGCAGAUGAGAAGAGACAUGGAGAUGUUCUUUAUAGUUGGGAUGGCAAUUACCGGGAGAUUAACAACUCGGAAGGUGGACUUUUGGAGGGCGCUGCUAAAUUACUGGAUAAUGCGGCUAGUGAACAGAGUGCGAUUCUUAAAAUUCGGGCUGCUUUUGCGAAGGCUACAAAGACUUGA